Messenger RNA from Lepus europaeus (European hare), 1638 nucleotides. It is a transcript of the gene LUM, whose product is annotated as lumican. Lineage: Eukaryota; Metazoa; Chordata; Mammalia; Lagomorpha; Leporidae. The record is from RefSeq and is a predicted model, not a curated record. The transcript is spliced from 3 exons. Gene Ontology annotation, molecular function: protein binding. The coding region runs from base 347 to 1363 and encodes 338 amino acids.
AUUUGAACUAGUUAAGCAUCUUUCUCUCUCUCUCUCUCUCUCCCCAUGGGGGGGAAAAAAAAACAGGGCUGUGCUUGCUCACCACGUCCACCUGCACUUCGUUACAGAGCAGUGUUCUCAUGCCACACCACAAGAGCCCCACAGUGACAUAACUCCACUCAGAGACUGGCGUGACUGGGCUGGUCCCCCCUCCCUCCCCAGCUCUUGUAUCACUAAGAAUCUGGCAGCCAGCUCCGUCCUGACAGAGUUUACAGCAUAUAUUGGUGGAUUCUUGUCCACAGUGCAUCUGCUUUAAGAAUUAACGAAAGCAGAAGCAAGACAGUAAGGUUUAAACCAUUUGCUGAAAAUGAAUCUAGGUGCAUUUACUCUCUUCCUGGCAUUAGUCAACAGUGCCAGUGGCCAAUACUAUGAUUAUGAUUUCCCCCUUUCAAUUUAUGGGGUCUCAUCACCGAACUGUGCACCAGAGUGUAACUGCCCUGAAAACUAUCCAACUGCCAUGUACUGUGAUGAGCUGAAGUUGAAAAGUGUGCCAAUGGUACCUCCUGGAAUCAAAUACCUCUACCUUAGGAAUAACCAGAUUGACCGUAUUGAUGAAAAGGCCUUUGAGAACGUGACUGAUCUGCAGUGGCUCAUUCUAGAUCACAACCUCCUAGAAAACUCCAAGAUAAAAGGAAAAGUGUUCUCUAAACUGAAGCAACUGAAGAAGCUGCACAUAAACCACAACAAUCUCACAGAGUCUGUGGGGCCGCUUCCUAAAUCUCUGGAGGAUCUGCAACUUACCCACAACAAGAUCACGAAGCUGGGUUCCUUUGAUGGACUGUUAAACUUGACCUUCGUUCACCUUCAACACAAUCAGCUGAAAGAAGAUGCUGUUUCAGCUGCUUUUAAAGGUCUUAAAUCACUUGAGUACCUGGACUUGAGCUUCAACCAGAUGAGCAAACUGCCUUCUGGCCUCCCUGCAUCUCUUCUAACUCUCUACCUAGACAACAACAAGAUCAGUGACAUCCCUGAUGAGUAUUUCAAACGUUUCAAUGGCCUACAGUAUCUGCGUUUAUCUCAUAAUGAAUUGGCUGAUAGUGGAAUACCUGGAAAUUCUUUUAAUAUAUCAUCUCUGGUUGAGCUGGAUCUCUCCUAUAAUAAGCUUAAAAACAUACCAACUGUUAAUGAAAAUCUUGAAAACUAUUACCUGGAGGUCAAUGAACUUGAAAAGUUUGAAGUGAAGAGCUUCUGUAAGAUCCUGGGGCCACUAUCCUACUCCAAGAUCAAGCAUCUGCGUUUGGAUGGCAAUCACAUCACCCAAAUGAGUCUGCCUCCAGAUAUGUAUGAAUGCCUACGCGUAGCAAAUGAAAUCACUGUUAACUAAUGCCUGCUAAUUACAAUUAUGCUGAAGUGUAUCCUGGAACAGUAUUGUAUGGUUAGGUUUUUGUGUGUGUGUGUGUGUGUAUCCAUUUUUUAUUGCUGUUUAUUACUUCCAAAAAUUUUAAAUUCUGAGGGAAAUGUUUUGUAAACAUUGACCACAUUUUUUUAAAAAAAAGAAAAGAUGAAAAGCAGGCCUAUUUCAUCACAACAGCACAUGCACACACACAUACAAAUAGAGAUGAAACUAAUGCUGUAUUUGUAAAUUUAGUGUUUUCUAUG